AUGGCGAUGCAGCAGGGCGGCGGCGAGGGGGAGACGCUGAUGCAGCGGUGCAAGCCGUACGUGGCGAUGAUCUCGCUGCAGUUCGGGUACGCCGGGAUGAACGUGAUCACCAAGGUGUCGCUGAACCACGGCAUGAGCCACUACGUGCUGGUGGUGUACCGCCACGCCUUCGCCACCCUCUCCAUCGCGCCCUUCGCGCUCUUCCUGGAGCGCGGCAAGGCCCGCCCGCGGAUGACCCCCCUCGUCCUCCUCAACAUCUUCCUCCUCGCCCUCAUGGGCCCCGUCAUCGACCAGAACUUCUACUACGCCGGCCUCAAGUGCAUGGCCAAGGUGGCCGGCACGCUCGUCACCGUGGCCGGCGCCAUGCUCAUGACGCUCUACAAGGGCCGCGCCGUGGAGAUGAUCUGGUCCAGGCACGCCCACCUCCCCGGCCCGCACCAGGACGCCGCCGCCGCCGCCAAGGACUGGUUCAAGGGCUCCAUAUUCCUCAUCAUCGCCACCCUCGCAUGGGCCUCCCUCUUCAUCCUCCAGGGCCCGACGCUGACGAGGUACAACGCGCCGCUGACCCUGACGACGCUCAUCUGCUUCGUGGGCACCCUGCAGGCCAUCGUGGUCACCUUGGCCAUGGAGCACACCACCGACGUCUGGAAGAUCGGCUUUGACAUGAACCUCCUCGCCGCAGCAUACGCCGGUAUCGUGACGUCGAGCAUUGCCUACUACGUGCAAGGGCUGGUGAUCCAGAGCAGGGGCCCCGUCUUCGCCUCGGCCUUCAGCCCGCUCAUGAUGAUCGUGGUGGCCAUCAUGGGCUCCUUCAUCCUCGCCGAGAACAUCUACCUCGGAGGGAUCAUCGGGUCCGUGCUGAUCGUGGCCGGGCUCUACUCGGUGCUCUGGGGGAAGCACAAGGAGGACGUGGAGAAGAAGGAGAUCGAGGCGACGGAGAUCCCCGUGGCGAUCAAGGGCGUGGAGGGCAACGGCAGGAUCAUGGACAUGGUGGAGCUGGACGAGGUGGAGCUGGAGAAGGCCCAGGCCAACGGCAAGGCGGUCACCAUCUCGGUGCCGGCCGCCGCCGGGGAAGCCGGCAUGCAGCGCGACGACGAGAACUGA
Triticum turgidum subsp. durum (durum wheat) is the source of this 1104-nucleotide messenger RNA. The record is from the annotation of a GenBank genome assembly. Lineage: Eukaryota; Viridiplantae; Streptophyta; Magnoliopsida; Poales; Poaceae.